This is a messenger RNA of Diceros bicornis minor, 5295 nucleotides long. RefSeq names its product zinc finger protein 791-like. Gene Ontology annotation, biological process: regulation of DNA-templated transcription. The transcript is spliced from 5 exons. The coding region runs from base 1680 to 3578 and encodes 632 amino acids. The record is from RefSeq and is a predicted model, not a curated record. NCBI's taxonomy places the organism in Eukaryota, Metazoa, Chordata, Mammalia, Perissodactyla, Rhinocerotidae.
CUGGGGAUCGCGUCUCCCCGCUGUUAAAGGCUCUACGUGGCUCUGCCGCCUAUUCUGUCGGGUUGUGACCUGUACCGACCGCGGGAGUCAUAGGAAGGACACCAGGGGUCCCAGGAAACGUAAAGAUGGUGAGAGUUCGGCCUGGAGUCAGGAUUUGGGGGAGGAGUGUCUGGCCCAACGCGGACUUCCCUUUUCGCUCCUGCGGUGCUCGCCUUGUCGCCUGCAGUUAACGGUCGCUGGUGGCUCUCUCGCAGCGUCUGUCACGCUGUGAUCUGCACUGGCCGUGGGCGACAUAGGAAGGACUCAGGGGGACCCGGGAGACUAGAAAUGGUGAGUGUGCGGCCCCGGGUGAGGAGACGGGGAGGAGGGGCUGGUCGGAACCGGCCGUGGCGGGACCGGCCUCCCCGCGGUCGCCUCCGAGUCUGCGGACCCGAGUCCGCGGGGGCGCCGCUCGGACCUCAGUCCCCUCCGGCCGCAGCGUGGGGGCGGGGCCGGCAGCCGGGACCCCGGGCGUCCUGUGGUCACUGCGCGCGGCGACUUCGGCCCCGGAGCCUCUCUGGGCAGCUCUGCGCCCGCAGCCCCGCGUGUCCCCAGAUGGUGCGGUGACCACGGGGGGGACAUCAGGGACAGUCGUGACUCGGUCUCCGGGGCUCCUGCGUGGCAGGAGCUGUGGUCUGUGGGGUCCCCAGUCCCUCCUUUCUCCUCAGAGGGGCAUCCGUUUUCUUCUGAAUUUUCCGUAUAUUUGGGGAGCAGGGUCUCAAAUCCACGAACCCGUCUCGCCAGUGUAGGUCUUCCUAGGGCUGGUAACAAAUGCCUAAAUUUCCAGUCUUUCCCGUGCGUUCCUAAAGGCUAACUUCCUGCCUUCGAUUCACAGCGUUAUUAUCAACUAUUUGUCCUCAUUGGUGGAUUUGAAACAGAUUCAAUAUUUUAAUUAUCAUUUUCUCACAGUCAAUGGAUGGCUGUAUUUAGAAGAUUUAUUUUGUGUGUGUGGAUAUUUUACAUGAGUGAAAAGCUGCCUAUAAUCACCUGGAACUAUGUUGUGUGAAAUCCUUGUGCCCCUCCCCCCAGGAUCUUUCUGGGCACAGACAGCCUAUGGGAAAUCCUUUGGUUGGAUAUUCCUCUUGAGAAACCCUUUGGAUGAUCUGUCCUGUCAGCACUGUCCCUACCUGAGUUAGUCACCUUUAGAAGAUUUCUUCAGUUUAUUUUAGUCUGUUUUUCAAUGACGACUUGAAACACAGUAUAAAAUAUUUCCAAAGAGACAAGAAAGAGGUGAAUUUCAGGGAAAACAAAAUAUUCCAGUUUUACAUUGCAUGUACUAAUUCUUCUUUCCCUUUUUUCUUCCCAUUGGGGUACUAAUAUUCUGAUGUCUGUUCUUUUUUUUUUUUUAUAAUUUUAUUUAUUUUUCCCCCAAAGCCCCAGUAGAUAGUUGUAUGUCAUAGUUGCACAUCCUUCUAGUUGCUGUAUGUGGGACGCGGCCUCAGCAUGGCCAGAGAAGCAGUGCGUUGGUGUGCGCCCGGGAUCCGAACCCGGGCCGCCAGCAGCGGAGCGCGCGCACUUAACCACUAAGCCACGGGGCCGGCCCUGAUGUCUGUUCUUUUAUCUUGGAUUUGGCUGUCUGUUCUGUCAGUGCCUAUGUCAACAGCCUCUCAGCUGCACUUGGCCUUCCCCUCUGAAGGGAUAUGAUGCACCUUUACUGGGUUCUCCUCAUGGAUCUUCAACAGCUGUGCCCUCCCACACAGUCAUUGCAGCAGGAUCUGAACUGCAUCCUGGUUGCUCCAAGAACACAGGACUCAGUGGCCAUUGAGGAUGUGGCUGUGAACUUCACCCCAGAGGAGUGGGCUUUACUGGAUCCUUCACAGAAGAAACUCUACAGAGAUGUGAUGUGGGAAACCUUCAGGAACCUGGCCUCAAUAGUCUACAUUUCAGGAAAAACAUGGGAAGAUCAUGACAUUGAAGAUCAGUACAAAAACCAGGGGAGAAAACUAAGAAGUCAUAUGGUAGUGAGACUCUGUGAAAGUGAAGAGGGUGGUCAAUGUGGAGAAGACUUCAGCCUUAUUCCAAAUCUCAAUCUGAACAUGAAAACUACAGGAGCUAAACCAUGUGAAUGCAGUGCAUGUGGAAAAGUCUUCAUGCAUCAUUCAUCUCUUAAUAGGCAUGUUAGAUGUCACACUGAACAGAAAGCAUAUGAUGAUCAAAAAUAUGGAGAAAAGCCAUAUAUAUGUAGGGAAAGUGGGAAAGCUUUCACUUUUUCCAGUUUUCUUCCAAUGCAUGAAAUAACUCAUACUGGAGAGAAACCUUAUGAAUGUAAAAAAUGCACUAAAGCAUUUACUUUUUCCAGUUCUCUUCGAAUACAUGAAAGAAUUCAUACUGGAGAGAAACCCUAUGAAUGUAAGGAAUGUGGGAAAACAUUCAUUUCUUCCAGUGCAUUUCGAGUACAUGAAAGGAGUCACACUGGAGAGAAACCUUAUGAAUGUAAAAAUUGUAGUAAGGCAUUCAGUCAUUCCAGUACUCUUCGAAUACAUGAAAGACGUCACACUUUAGAGAAACCCUAUGAAUGUAAGGAAUGUGGAAAAGCCUUUAUUGCUCUCACAAACCUUCGAGUACACAUGAUCACUCACACUGGAGAUGGACCUUAUAAAUGUAAGGAAUGUGAGAAAGUAUUCAUUUAUCCCAGUUCAUUUCGAAUACAUGAAAGGAGUCACACUGGAGAGAAACCCUAUGAAUGUAAAGAAUGUGGGAAAGCAUUCAGUUUGUAUGCUAACUUAAAAAAACAUAAAAGAACUCACACAGAAGGAACACCUUAUGUAUGUAAGGAAUGUGGUAAGGCUUUUAUUUCUCUUCAGUUUUUCCAAAUACAUGAAAGAAAUCACACUAGACAGAAAUUCUAUGAAUGUAAAAAAUGCAAUAAAGCCUUUACUUGUUCCAGUUCUCUUCAAAUACAUGAAAGAAUUCAUACUGGAGAGAAACCCUAUGAAUGUAAGGAAUGUGGGAAAGCCUUUAUAGUUCCCUCAAGCCUUCGAUCACACAUGAUCUUUCACACUGGAGAUGGACCUUAUAAAUGUAAGGAAUGUGAGAAAGCAUUCAUUUCUCCCAGUUCACUUCAAAGACAUGAAAGGAUUCACACUGGAGAGAAACCCUAUAAAUGUAAAGAAUGCAGUAAAGUAUUCAGUUAUACCAGUUCUCUUCGGAAACAUGAAAGAACUCAUACUGGAGAGAAACCCUAUGAAUGUAAAAAAUGCAGUAAAGCAUUCACUACUUCCAGUUGUCUUCGAAGACAUGAAAGAACUCAUACUGGAGACAAACCCUAUGAAUGUAAGGAAUGUGGGAAAGCCUUUAUAGAUUUCUCAAGCCUUCGAUCACAUAUGAUGUUUCACACUGGAGAUAGACCUUAUAAAUGUAAGGAAUGUGAGAAAGCAUUCAUUUAUCCCAGAUUUCUUCGAAGACAUGAAAGAAGUCACACUGGGGAGAAACCCUAUGAAUGUAAAGUAUGUGGGAAAGCCUUCAGUUCUCAUCAAAAUUUCAAAAUACAUAAAAAAAAUCAUACUGGAGAGACACCAUAUGAAUGUAAAAAAAUAUAGUAAAGCAUUUAGUUUUCCCAGUUCUGUUUGAAGACAUGAAAGAACUCAUAUUGGAGAGAAACCCCAUGAAUGAAAGGAAAGUGGGAAAGCCUUUGUUUCUCAUGCAAACUUUCAAGGAUAUGUGAGACUGCACAGUAGAGGAAACAGCAUAUAAAUGUAAUGAAUGUGGGGAAGUCUUUUGUCAUCUGAGUUCUUUCUGAAGGCAUGAGAUUAGUCACUUGCUAAAAACCUCUUGAAAGUAAACAGUGUGGGAAAAACUUCAAUUGGCCUACAUCUUUCUAUGUGAAACUCUCACCAAGAAGAAAUAUAAAUGUAAGUAAUAUGAGAAAGUUUGACAGAAAUUAACUUGUCUAUAAUGUUCCAGAAAAUUUUCAACAUGAAAGAUUUGUGUAAGAGUUGUAAAUAUAUUGUGUUUACCAAGCCUGUUUCUUAAAUUGCAACAUUGGAUUGUGGAUUUCUGUUACUUUCAGAACUGAAUAUUGAGGUGAGAUAAUUCUGCAUUUCAUCCUUCAUCAAUUGUACAGAAGCUUUCUAGGUAGUACUUUUUGCUUAAAUUGGUUAAAAAUAAUUUCUCUUGAAUUUUUAAUAAUGUUUUAAUUGUUCUGUGUUAAGGGGCCAUGGAAAAGUGACAGUGUGUAUUUGUUGGGAUUUCCUUACUGUCCUUGUGUUGCAGAUCCUGGAUAUGCCUAAUCCACUGUGUAUACUGUACCUCUCUUAGAGAAAGCUCCUUUUGGGGGCAGUGGGUAUAGGAGCUGUUUUUAUUUUCCAUACUAUUAAACAGUUGGAAUAAGUUUUUAUGUAUGGCACGUUUAUCAAACAGUAUACUUUCCUGUGAAUUAUUAUUUUCAUAUUUGGGCCUUUGCUCUUUGUUCUUCCUUCUGACUGGUAUUUGGUGAAUAGACUUUGAAUUAAGUAGAGGCCUGUGAUAGGGCAGCAAAAUCUAGAGCUGGACACAUCACCCUGUAUUGUGUUAUGUCAAUGGGGGUAAUAAUAAGAACUAGAUCUUUAUAAGAAUCCACCUCCUUUAUGUCCCAUGUUGGAAUUCACCAAUAGCCUCACUCGCAUGAGAUUUGGAAGGCAGAAGCAAACAAGUCAUUUGGCAGAUUUUGGAGCCACUAUAGAGGGAGAGAGACAGUUACAUAGGAGCUUCAAGGAAACCAUCUUCCAGCCCAUUUUCUGGAUUAUUUACCCUUCUAGUCAAGAGUAUCUUGAAAACUACCAACAACUGUUUGAUUUCCAUUUUCUUAGAGGUGAAUUUUCCACUGAUGUUUUCACAAGUUUCACAUCAAAGAUCCACUAGUGUUUAGAUUUUUCUGUAAGGCCUCUUGUGUCCACCAGGAAACUAAUUCAGACUUUUGUGGUUGGGAGUAUUCUCUGAUUCCCCUCUUCUUUAGAUGAUAGCUGUAUAAGGUCUAAUGUGUAUAGGACAGACCUUAUGCUGUUAAUAGUGCUAAUGAAUGUGUUUUCUUGAUUCACCAUGACAUCUACAUGGGGCAUAAAAAGGAGGAAAUAGGACUUUGUUUCUCUGCUGUGUUGUGCGGUGGCUGCCUUGACCCAGGUCUUCCACAUGAGAACAUUCACUUUUCUCAUGUCAGGAAGACUGUGUGUCUUUCCUGUUACUUGUAGCUGAAUAUAUUCCCUCAAUAUAUUUUCAAUAAUGUUCGGUUGUAUGUCAUUAAAACUAUGUGCAUUUCCUUGUGAAAUGAACACUUCUGUA